GCUUAGCAGCUCUCAGACUGUUUUAAUGGCGAAAAGGAUCUUGGCUGCCCUCCAUCACCACCUCCUCCGCACUAACCAUGUUCAUCCUUCUCUCGGUGUUUCAUGUAGUCGAAUUUUUUCUACAACCACAGUGACACCAAAUUCAAGUAAUGGUGAAAUCCCAUCUGAUUUACUCAUGGCCAAGAAAACUAUGUCGAUCCCAGAUCGUACUCAAGGAGUGUACCAGGAUCUGGUAAUCCCUGUGACAAAUUUUCAUUAUGAAGAUAAGGGACUUCUGGCAUUAGCUGGGGAUGUCUUUGAUGUACCAAUUAGGAAAGAUAUUGUUCAUAGAGUUGUGAGAUGGCAGCUUGCCAAGCGUCAACAGGGAACCCAUUCCACUAAAACAAUCAGUGAGGUUAGUGGGACUGGGAGAAAGCCACAUCCGCAGAAGGGUACUGGUCGAGCAAGGCAGGGAUCGUUACGUAGUCCUCAUAUGAGAGGAGGUUCUACCAUGCAUGGUCCUAAGCCACGGAGUCAUGCCUUUAAACUAAACAAAAAGGUUCGGCGUUUGGGAUUGAAGAUUGCAUUAUCUGCACGUGCUGCGGAAGGGAAGCUUGUGAUUUUUGAUGAUCUGUCGGUCCCUACUCACAAGACCAAAAACAUUGUUAAUUGGGUCAACGGGCUGGAUGAUUCGAAGAAGUUGCUGCUGGUUGAUGAUGGUGCUAUUAAUGAAAAGUUGAAGUUGGCUACACAGAACAUACAUUAUGUUAAUGUGUUGCCUACAAUUGGUUUGAAUGUCUAUAGCAUCUUGCAGCACGACACUUUGGUGAUGUCCCGUGCUGCUGUGAACCGGAUAGUUGAGAGGAUGCACACCCCAAUCAAUCGAUGAGGAUAUGAUGAUGAGGUGAUAUUCUACGCAGAGUUACCUUCACAUGUUCGUAGUCAUAUCUUUUUCAUGAGGCUUCAAACAUCAGACAAUUUUGCAGCUGGGAAUGGGAUGUAUUUUCAUAUUUCAAGUUCCUCAACCUUCUCUUAGCCUAGAACGAAAUAUACUUGUAGUUUUGGAAGUGCCAACCAACCUGAUUGAUCUGCAAACAUGUAUUACUUGGCACACUGUGUGGCUAUUUAUUAAAACUGUAAAUCGUCUUAGUUCACUAGACCCUGUCCCUGGUCGAUUAAUGUGAGCUUGAUACUUCAAUAAGGAACAAUAUCUUUUGAUUGUGAAUUCAAAGCCUGUAUUAUGAUGUUGGUGAAAUCGAUUUCUACGUUUUCAUGAUUUAAA
Chenopodium quinoa (quinoa) is the source of this 1261-nucleotide messenger RNA. RefSeq names its product 50S ribosomal protein L4-like. Gene Ontology annotation, biological process: translation. The transcript is spliced from 7 exons. The coding region runs from base 26 to 868 and encodes 280 amino acids. Lineage: Eukaryota; Viridiplantae; Streptophyta; Magnoliopsida; Caryophyllales; Amaranthaceae. Gene Ontology annotation, molecular function: structural constituent of ribosome. Gene Ontology annotation, cellular component: ribosome. The record is from RefSeq and is a predicted model, not a curated record.